This is a messenger RNA of Scatophagus argus, 737 nucleotides long. RefSeq names its product gamma-crystallin M3-like. Lineage: Eukaryota; Metazoa; Chordata; Actinopteri; Scatophagidae. Gene Ontology annotation, molecular function: structural constituent of eye lens. The transcript is spliced from 3 exons. Gene Ontology annotation, biological process: visual perception; lens development in camera-type eye. The record is from RefSeq and is a predicted model, not a curated record. Bases 68 to 730 code for a protein of 220 amino acids.
UACAUUCAACAUACAAUAAUAACUAUUGAGGUGUAAAAAGUGAAAGCGGGCCCACGUGAACCUUGUGAUGAGUCGUGAUGUUUCAUACAAAGGUGUGCAAGGUGGUCUGUGGCUGAUUCUAUAUAAAAGUGAAACUGGGUUGGCAUCAAUUAUAAAAACCAAAACCAUCACCAUGGGCAGGAUUAUUUUCUAUGAGGACAGGAACUUCCAGGGUCGGUCCUAUGAGUGCAACACUGACUGCUCUGACAUCCACAUGCACCUGAACCGUUGCAACUCAUGCAGGGUGGACAAUGGGUGCUUUGUGGUGUACGACCGCCCCAACUUCACGGGGAAUCAGGCUUUCUUGAGGAGAGGGGAGUACUCUGAUUUUCAGCAAAUGGGGUGUGUAGUAGGCAUGAUGGGCUUGGCGAUGAUGGAUAACAUUCGCUCUUGUCGCAUGAUCCCCUUGCACAGUGGACAGUUCAGGAUGAGGAUCUAUGAAAGGGAGAACUUCGAAGGCCAGACGCAUGAGCUCAUGGAUGACUGUGAGUCUCUCCAGGACCGUUACUAUAUUGCUGACUGCCAGUCCUGCAAUGUGAUGGAUGGCCACUGGCUGAUGUUUGAGCAUCCCAACUACAGAGGUCGAAUGAUGUACGUGAGGCCAGGAGAGUAUAGGAACCUCAGAGACAUGAGUGGGAUAAGCAACCUGAUAAGAAUCCGUUCCAUCAGGCGCAUCAUGGAUUUGUGCUGAUUAUCAU